AGCCGCGUCAUGACUCAGCCGUAAGCGGUGACGUGGACAACUUCCACACGGAUGUAUCCCCUUCUAUCUCAAAACCGAAGGCAAAACCUCGGCCGAGCUCGAGUAAACGAGAAAACCACCACUUUUAACAGCACCAAGAAUUCUCUCAAACGUCCAGAUUCCCCGUUCUGUGUCCAAAACCCUAACCCUAACUAGCUCUCCAAUGGCGUCCUUUAACCGCUACCCUUCCCAAAACUACGCCCCUUCAGCUCCACCGCUCUCCGACUUCUCCGCUCCGCCCGGCUCCGCUCACCGCCCUUACGCUCCUCCGCCGCCUCCUCAGCCUCAAUCUUACGGCUCUCUUUCCGGGGGACAGUUUGGGUAUUUUCCACCGGGGACUCAUCCUGAGAUCGUGAGCAGCUUUCAGGCUGUGGAUCGAGAUCGGAGCGGGUCGAUCGAUGAGUGGGAGCUUCAGGCGGCGUUGACUUCUGCGUACCAGAAGUUUAGUAGGAAGACUAUUCGAUUGCUUAUGUUUCUGUUUGGGGAUCCUAGGAAUCCUUCCAAGAUUGGGCCUACUGAAUUUGCUGCUCUCUGGAAAUGUCUUGGGGAAUGGCGGGGCGUCUUUGAAAGGUUUGAUAGGGAUCGGAGUGGUGAAAUUGACUCCGCAGAAUUGAAAGAUGCCCUACUGAGUCUUGGAUAUGCAGUUCCACCUUCUGUAAUCCAAGUACUUAUGUCCAAAUAUAACGAUGAAAGAGGCGGAAGGGGUUCUCUUAACUUUGACAGCUUUGUGGAGUGUGGCACAAUUGUGAAGGGUUUGACGGAGAAGUUCAAGGAGAAAGAUAAACGUUACACUGGUUCGGCUACUCUUACCUAUGAUGAUUUCAUGUUGAUGGUCAUUCCGUUCGUCGUUUCGUAGACCUGGUCUUGGUUUUUUUUGGAUUCUUAUAUUGCUGUACAAAUUCUAUACUUACUCCUGUACAAUGCUGUAAACGUUUUUAUUGUAAACUAUGACGGGUAACCUUUACAUAGCAUAGUUUAGGAGGAUUGUUUCUUUGUACAAUAGAUAAUUUUAACUUCUUUCAUGUCCAAAUCUCUAUUGUUUUGCGCUUGGCAUGCAAACAAAUUUUGUUUAGAAGAAUUUA
This is a messenger RNA of Asparagus officinalis (garden asparagus), 1121 nucleotides long. Its product is annotated as probable calcium-binding protein CML48. Gene Ontology annotation, molecular function: calcium ion binding. NCBI's taxonomy places the organism in Eukaryota, Viridiplantae, Streptophyta, Magnoliopsida, Asparagales, Asparagaceae. The record is from RefSeq and is a predicted model, not a curated record.